AUGUUUAUUGGAGAUGAUUCACCAAAACAGAUUUUCGAAGAAAUUGUUCGCGAAUGUGAGGAAAUUGAACGUUUUUCAUGCUUAUCGUCAAUGUCAUCUGCUUGUAUUUCAUCAUCGUCAUCGUUUACGGACGAUUCAUCAGAACAGUCAAGAAUCUCAUUACGGUCUGAAGACGAGUCUAAUGUGAAGAAGAGGAAGGCGCUGAAUAGAGCCGCUGCAAUAAGGUACCGUAAACGAAAACGAGAAGAGCAUGAAUUAACAAAGCGCGAAAUGCUUGAAUUAGAGAUUCAUAAUACUAAACUCAAAAAUCGUGUAACUGAGUUACAGAACGAAAUAACAUACCUAAGAAACUUCAUGAAUGAAAUUCGCUCACGCACUCUCUGA
Anisakis simplex (herring worm) is the source of this 384-nucleotide messenger RNA. The record is from the annotation of a GenBank genome assembly. NCBI's taxonomy places the organism in Eukaryota, Metazoa, Nematoda, Chromadorea, Rhabditida, Anisakidae.